UCCAAUUCCUCCAUCAAAAUAAUCAAACUACUUAACCAAAAAAACAUGAAGCAAUCACCACAGAAGAAAACCUCCAUAUCUAUCGUAUUAGUCCUCUCCAUCCUCCUCCUUUACCUCUCUCUCCUCAACAUCUCCCCUACCAACCUCAUCAAAGACACCGCCUUUUGGUUUCUUCUCUCAAACUCCAUCAUCUUCAUCGUCGCCGUCGACUAUGGCGUCUUCUCCCCUCCAGUUGACACCGAUAUCUACGACGAGUUCAUUCGACACAAUAGAAGCUAUAGUAGACCUCCAUGUCUUGUGAUAGAGAAAUCAGAGAGUAGAGAAAAUGUGAACGAGGAAAAGGACAGUUUGAAUUGUUCAGAGCUGAACGAGGAAAAGGACAGUUUGAAUUGUUCAGAGAAUGAAACAAGAAGUCUGAAGAAUGAGAAGGUGGUGGAGAGUUUUCCGGCAGAGAAACCGGCGGCGUCGGUGAGCUCUUCCGGGGAGGAGGAGAAUGAGUAUUCCAUGUUGAGUGAUGAAGAGUUGAAUAGAAGAGUAGAAGAGUUUAUUAAGAAAUUUAACAGGCAGCUAUCCUCCCAAGGGGUGAGGAAGUGA
Dendrobium catenatum is the source of this 594-nucleotide messenger RNA. RefSeq lists its product as uncharacterized. NCBI's taxonomy places the organism in Eukaryota, Viridiplantae, Streptophyta, Magnoliopsida, Asparagales, Orchidaceae. The record is from RefSeq and is a predicted model, not a curated record. The transcript has a single exon. Bases 46 to 594 code for a protein of 182 amino acids.